Brassicogethes aeneus is the source of this 2463-nucleotide messenger RNA. The record is from the annotation of a GenBank genome assembly. Lineage: Eukaryota; Metazoa; Arthropoda; Insecta; Coleoptera; Nitidulidae.
GGAAUAUUGUGUUGGCUAUCUUGUCUGUCAAUUUGACAGUGUCAAAACGCCAUAUUACUUUUUUAUGCCACAAAAAAGGUAAUUGAUUACAUGGAAUGCAGUUCAAACGACUUAAUUAUUUAAAAGGUGGGUUUGCAACAUAUUAAACUAUUAUUUUUUUUUAUAAGAAUGGUGAUUUUGAUAAUUUAAAUGUAUUAAAAUAAUUGCUUAGUCGACAACUUAUUUUAUUAUUUUAUGCUGUUUUUGCAUAAAUACAUAAAUUAAUAAUGUAUUUCGAAAUCAAGCUUGUUUCCUUUAAUAUUUAAUACGUAUUUUUGCUAAUUUAGUUCAUUGAUCUAAGUAUUAGCUAUAAUUAGAUUGACCCUUGCUUUAAUGUAGUGGAACUGUGUUAAAAAAACUGACGUUUUGUUAUAAAUUGUGUUUAUCCGCUUUUCCAGAAUGACAACAAAUCUGAUGGCCAAUGGAAAUAAAGAAAAAUGGGACCCAGCAUUAUCUCGUCUACUGUCAAAUCUACAGCAAUCUAGCAGCGAACUGCCAUCGACUGAUGAAGAGCUGGGGUUUCUUAGUGACCUCCUGCAGUCCAAGGAACUGCAUGCUCUCGUAAACGUCCACAAUAAAAUCCUAAAUAAUGGAGCUAGCGAAAAGUUCUUUCCGAUACUCUCAUGCUCACUGCUCGUUAACCACGACGUUUUGGAAGUACUGGCCAAUCGACCUGUCAUCACAGAUGAGAUAAAGGAACUUUUUUAUUUGCUGCAAAAACCACAUGUCCUGGCCUUAUUAGAAGCUCACGAUACUGUGGCACAAAAAGACUAUUACCCACAUCUUCCCGAAAUUCCUCAAGAGGGCGACGAAGAAGAAGAAGAAACAAUUAAGAUUGUUCAAUUAGUCAAAAGUAACGAACCAUUGACUGGGGCACAAAGUGCUGAACCAAUCGUUGGUGCCACAAUAAAAACAGACGAAAGCAGUGGCAAAAUAGUUAUAGCCAGGGUGAUGCACGGUGGGGCAGCCGAUAGAUCAGGAUUAAUACACGUUGGAGAUGAAGUUGUGGAAGUUAAUGGAAUAAAUGUCGAAGGAAAGACACCAAAUGAUGUUCUAGCAAUUUUGCAAAGCUCAGAGGGUACAAUAACGUUCAAACUUGUCCCCGCAGAUAGCAAAUGUAGUAUACGAGAAAGUAAAGUUAGGGUAAGAGCUCAUUUUGACUACGAUUCUUCAACGGACCCCUAUAUUCCUUGCAAGGAGGCUGGAUUGGAUUUUAAGAAGGGAGAUGUUUUGCAUAUUGUCUCACAGGAUGAUGCUUAUUGGUGGCAAGCUAGGAAAGAAGGCGACAGAAAUAUGAGAGCAGGCUUAAUUCCGAGCAGAGCUUUACAAGAACGAAGAAUAAUACAUGAUAGAACGCAAGUUGAUAACGAGAAUGGGCUUUGCUCUGUUUCAGCCUUGCCUGUGCUUACAUGCAGUAAGUCCCCGAAAUCCCCUCGUUGCGCGUCCAAACCAAAAAUUAAAAAAAUCAUGUAUGACACAGCUGAAAACGACGAUUUUGAUCGCGAAGAGAUCGCCACCUACGAAGAGGUCGCCAAAUUGUACCCGAGACCGGGAAUCUACCGCCCGAUCGUGCUGAUUGGUGCGCCGGGCGUCGGUCGCAACGAGCUCAAACGAAGGCUGAUCGACACUGAUCCCGACAAGUACCGAACACCCACUCCAUACACAAGUAGACCGAUUAAACCAGGAGAAAUUAACGGUAAAGAAUACUUUUUCGUGACCCGCGAAAAAAUGGAAGAAGACAUUGAAGCGAGCAAGUUCAUUGAGUUCGGAGAGUACAAAGGUAACUUGUAUGGAACUUCUUCGGAAAGUGUCAAGGCAAUCGUAAGCGAGGGUCACGUUUGCAUUCUAAAUCCGCACUACCAAGCCUUAAAAAUGCUGAGGACGCCUCAAUUGAAACCGUACGUGAUUUAUAUUAGACCGCCCGAUUUGGAGACUUUGAAGGAUUCGAGAAACGCAGUUCAUGCUAGAUCUACGUUCGAUGUUAAUAACUCUAGAGGAUUUACGGUAAGAAAAACAAUAUUAAAUAUAAACUACUUGCACAUAACCUCCUUAAUUUAAUAUAAAAUCUUAUUGGAGCAAAGCUUAGACAAAAAAGAGAGUGGACGCGUAAUCAGAACUUGAUAAGUUGAAAAACUGAGCGGAACUGUCAACAGUUUUAUGCAUAAUUUAAUGAUAAAUAAGAUAAUUCUGAAUGAUAGAUCACUUAUUUGUUUAUUUAGGAACUGGUAUAACAUAUACUCAAUAAAACAAAUACAUUUAUUACCUAAAAUCAAUAGCUGGCCAUACACAGACGUUAUUUCGCGCGGUUUAUCGUGGCGUGUUGGCAUGUAGCGGUUUGCAUGCACGAAAGAACGGCGUGGCAAAAAAAGCGUCAUGUUCCAUACACUUGAUAAAGUAUUCAAAUGAUUUAGCAAGUGAUUGCGC